Solanum lycopersicum (tomato) is the source of this 3872-nucleotide messenger RNA. Its product is annotated as laccase-12. Gene Ontology annotation, cellular component: apoplast. Gene Ontology annotation, molecular function: hydroquinone:oxygen oxidoreductase activity; copper ion binding. NCBI's taxonomy places the organism in Eukaryota, Viridiplantae, Streptophyta, Magnoliopsida, Solanales, Solanaceae. The record is from RefSeq and is a predicted model, not a curated record. Gene Ontology annotation, biological process: lignin catabolic process.
AAACAAUUCCGAACGGAGAAAGUAUCAAAAUAGAAAUAGUCCCUGCCGUGCACAUUUGUGCUACAUGUUUAUAAAUUACAAAUAUUUUAGCAACACGUGCAUUCUUCUCCCUUUUUUUUCCUUCUUUUUAAAUGGUCCAAAAAGAGAAAAAGAAAGACAAGAAGUCAAAGAGGGGUUGGAAGAGAUUAUAAUUUGGAUAAUUUGGUGUACUUAAAACUCAGUUCAGGAUUCAGGAAAGAUUCGAUUAUAAGAGCCUAUUAUAUGCAGUUUUAUGUUUAUAUUUUUGAGAGAUUGUUUCCAAGACCAGGGACGGAUCCACGUUGGGUUCAAGGUGUUCACUCGAACAUCCUCGGUAAAAAAAUAUACGAUAUAUGUAUGGAUAAAUUUUCUGUAUUUUUGUAGAUACAUAUAUUUUGAACCCCCUCAAUAACAAAUAAAAAUAGAUAGCUCAAUGGUAAGACCCUUAAUAUUAAGUUGCACAACAUUUAUUUGUUUCAGUUUAUUUUUGUUUAAAAAAAUCAGUUCUAUUUUUCAAGCAUUUUUAUUUUAAUCGUGCCAAAAGUGUGGUUUUAAACUCAAAAAAAUUCAAAAGGCCCAUUUCGAAAGACUUAUUUACACGUUUAUAUUUUUAUUUUUUGAACCUCCUGAACGAAAAUUCUGAGUCCGUCACUGUCCAAGACCUGACCCUGUGAUCUCUUAAUCACACGACAACAACUUUACUAGUUACUCCAAAGCUAUGUGACAGAUUGUGUUUUGUUUAAAAUAAAAAAGUGUUUGACAGACCACCUACUUAAAAAACAUAACUAUUAAAAAUCAAAGUUUGUUUUUGUAGGUUCCUCUAACAGAACUUUUAGUUAGAAUUUAAGACCCAAUCAAAUCUUUAAAAUGAUUACUUUAAUAGACAAAACCAAACAGAAGAAGACUUUUGUAGUCUUUAAUUUCAUCAUCACUGGACUUUAUCCUAUUACGUUUUUACCAUACGUUAGUUAUAAUCUUUUAACAAUCAAACUGUCACUUUUCUGAGGAUUUUAAUCAUCAUCUAUUAGUGACUUCUGGUGUUGUAGGAUUUUAUAAUUUCACAAAUGACUUUUACCUCCUUCCUAUGACGGAGUCAGGAAUUCAUACUAGAAUAUCAUAUCAGGAUUUGAACCUGCGAUAACAACAACACCUACUUUGGCUUCACUCCCAAAUAAGUUGAGAUCAACUAUAUGAAUCCCCACUUCUUCAUUUAAACUCAUUUCAUAUCAUCAUACCGAACAACAUAAAAGUGAAAAAUAAGUUCUACAUAUGUAUACAUUGAUACCAAGUAUAGGUAGGUCUUUCGAGACAUUUUCCUUCACAUAUGUACCAUAUUUUCACACCUAUAAACUGGUGCAUCUGUAGGUUGCCGCAGAACAUGUGAACUUAAUAUCUAAAGCAACUUUUGAACCCUUAACACUAGAAUCUUCCCUUGUAUCAAAGGGAUUCAACGGUUUAUAUGUUGUAAUAAAAAAUUAUGUUUAUCCUAUUUGUCCAGUAUAGUAUUCUCCAACAAAACAAAUUCAAUUGGGCUCCCUUGAAUUUUUGUCAUAAGAACAACUCCAAUUGGAUAAACAGUACAUCGUAAAUGUUAAGAGAAAACAAUGAAAGUGAUUUUCAAAGAAAGAGACUUUUUAGUUUAAGCAUUUUUCAUGAAAAUUUAUGCAGUUAGAUAGGUUAAGUGGGUGAACCAAUAUAGCUCUACAGGGUUCAACUAAGUUUUAAUAAUAUAAUCUGUCAACCUCAGACAACUUUUAUCUCUACUUCUUCCCCUAUAAAAGCAGACCCCUUAACUCUACUAUCUUUCACAAACAAGCACUGACUUGCAUUUCUACUAAUACUCGAAACAAGUUGUAGAAAGAAAAAUAAAAGGAAAACAAAUGGAGGCUUUGAAGAGCAUUGCCAAACCUUUGUGUUAUUUGUUGUUUCUGUGCAUUUUUCUUCUCUUUGCAGAUGCAGCAUCUGCGAAAACGCAUUACCAUGAUUUUGUGAUUCAAGCAACACCAGUGAAGAGGCUGUGCAAAACCCACAACACCAUAACAGUGAAUGGACAAUUCCCUGGACCAACAUUAGAAGUAAACAACGGGGAUACUCUAGUUGUCAAAGUUGUCAAUCGAGCUCGAUAUAAUGUCACCAUUCACUGGCAUGGGGUUAGACAAAUGAGGUCAGCAUGGGCAGACGGACCAGAAUUUAUCACUCAGUGCCCAAUUAGACCAGGAAAGAGUUACACUUACCGGUUCACAAUUCAAGGACAAGAAGGGACACUUUGGUGGCAUGCCCACAGCUCAUGGCUCAGGGCUACUGUUUAUGGAGCUCUAAUUAUUCACCCAAAAGAAGGAGGAAACUAUCCAUUUCCUAAGCCCAGAAGAGAAACACCUAUUCUGCUUGGUGAGUGGUGGGAUGCAAACCCAAUCGAUGUUGUAAGAGAGGCUACAAGAACUGGAGCAGCCCCUAAUGUAUCAGAUGCUUACACCAUCAAUGGUCAACCAGGUGACCUCUACAAGUGCUCCAGUCAAGAUACCACCAUAGUUCAUAUGGAUUCUGGCGAAACCAACCUCCUUCGAGUUAUCAAUGCUGGAAUGAACCAGGAGCUUUUCUUUACUGUGGCAAACCACAAGUUUACUGUUGUUGGAGCAGAUGCCUCAUAUGUUAAACCCUUCACUACAUCAGUCCUUAUGCUCGGACCAGGCCAGACAACUGAUGUCCUUAUCAAAGCUGACCAGCCACCAAGCAGAUACUACAUGGCAGCACGUGCCUACGCAAGUGCUCAAGGCGCCCCCUUUGAUAAUACCACAACAACAGCCAUCCUCGAGUACAAGACAUCUUCUUGUUCUUCCAAUUGUGUCAAGACCAAUCCAGUUUUCCCAUCUCUACCAGCAUAUAAUGACACAGCCACUGCAACAGCCUUCACAACAAAAUUUAGAAGCCCAAGAAGAGUCGAGGUACCCAAAGAAAUCGAUGAAAAUCUAUUCUUCACUGUUGGGCUAGGACUCAACAAUUGUCCAAGAGGUGCACGCUCUAGAAACUGUCAAGGUCCAAAUGGAACUCGAUUCACUGCCAGUAUGAACAAUGUGUCUUUUGUGCUACCAUCCAAUUUUUCCCUGCUACAGGCACAUCACAAUGGCAUUCCUGGUGUUUUCUCAACUGACUUCCCAGCUGUACCACCUGUAAAAUUUGAUUAUACUGGCAAUGUAAGCCGAUCUUUAUGGCAACUUAUUCGAGGAACUAAGCUGUACAAGCUGAAAUAUGGGGCAAGAGUGCAAGUUGUGUUACAGGGGACUAAUAUCUCCACAGCUGAGAACCACCCAAUUCACCUUCACGGAUAUGAUUUCUACAUCAUUGCAGAGGGUUUCGGUAACUUUAAUCCAAAAAGAGAUACAUCUAAAUUCAACCUUGUUGAUCCACCACUUAGAAACACGGCCAGUGUGCCCGUUAAUGGAUGGGCAGUCAUUAGAUUUGUCGCUGACAAUCCAGGAGUGUGGCUAAUGCACUGUCACUUGGAUGUUCACAUUACCUGGGGUUUGGCCAUGGCUUUCCUUGUUGAAAACGGAGUCAGUCAAUUGGAAUCAUUGGAAGCUCCACCAGUAGAUCUGCCUGUCUGCUGAUAACUGGAACAAGCAACAUAAUACAAAAUUCAAAGCCCUAGAGAAAUCAAUUAUUGUUUUAGUAAUUCUAAUUGAUAUUAUUCCCCAUUCAGGGCUAGUUCUUCUUUUUUUUGUUUGCUUUUACUACAUUUUCCCCCUUAUGCCUAGAAUUUAUAGUCCAUAUAAUGCCAAAAAUUGCUAUGUAAUACACCAUAUGUCUUAGAAUUAAGGCAGCAUAUUUCCCAGAUUAAACCAGUUGUAUUGUUUCGA